CGUGGAUAUCUUUGGCUCGAAACGGGGUUUCUUUUCGCAAAACGAAAUAUUUGGACUAAUUUAACGAAACAGCGUGCAGCGUGCAGAGUGCAGUGGGUGGCCAGGUGGAAAAUGCAUUUUCCGGCUAUUGAUGACUUCUACCAGCGAUUUCUGUUUCUGCUGCCGUUCGUCGCCAACUUUAGAUCAGACGAUAGGUCAUUCAGCUACGACGAUCCCGACAUGUGGAAGUUCAGUUAUCCCAAGUGCGGAGGCUUGGACCAGUCUCCCAUCGCGAUCAGCAAUCGCAAGGCCCUCCCGGUGGCUUUGCCCCCCUUGGAAUUUGGAUUAUACGACGAUCUCUUUGAUAACCUCGUGACUAUUACCAACAACGGGCACUCGGUGGAAUUCGAGGUGCCUGCUACGAUUUAUGGAGUAAGACCCUAUGUUACUGGAGGACUUUUGGUCGACUGCUACGAAGCAGAGGCCGUGCACUUUCACUGGGGAUCUCCAAAGUCCAAGGGUUCGGAGCACGUACUUGAUGGCCGUCGGUUUGACCUUGAAAUGCACAUUGUCCACAGGAACAACAAGUAUCUGACCCUGCGGGAGGCCGAAACCCACAACGAUGGAAUAACCGUCCUAGCAGUGCUCUUUAAGGUUGUGCGGACUGGACCAGCCUUCUAUCAGCCCGGCCUCAGUGAGGUCUUCAGCUCACUGCUCCACUUGGGCAACUUUAACAGCAGCUACACGCUGCCGGAACAGCUUAACCUCGGUUCGCUACUAGGCAACCUGGACAGGGGAAACUUCUUCACAUACAAGGGCUCCCUGACCACGCCCCGCUGCUCCCCGGCAGUGCAGUGGCACGUAUUCGCCGAUGUGCUGCCCAUAUCGCACCGGGAGCUGCCCAAGUUCUGGCAGCUGCGGGAUCAGCGAAGGCGUCCCCUGCUCAACAACUUCAGGCCACUACAGUCGCAGGAAAACAGGCCGAUCUUUCACCGAAAACCCUUUCUGGAGCAGCAGUUGCAAGAGGUGAUAUGGUUAUAGUCA
Molecule: messenger RNA, 1023 nt
Organism: Drosophila kikkawai
Lineage: Eukaryota; Metazoa; Arthropoda; Insecta; Diptera; Drosophilidae
Gene: CAH8
Product: Carbonic anhydrase 8
Biological process (GO): one-carbon metabolic process
Cellular component (GO): plasma membrane
Molecular function (GO): carbonate dehydratase activity; zinc ion binding
Source: RefSeq, a predicted model, not a curated record